CAAUAACGAAGUGCAAGUGUUUGUGCCCCUCGACAACGACAGUAUUCCACAAAACACCAGACAUUUUCGCCGAACCCACGAUACCUUUCGAUCAUAAUGUCUGCUGCCCAGCUUCUAAAUCCCAAGGCAGAAUCCCGGCGGCGGGGUGAAGCUCUCCGAGUCAACAUCAGUGCUGGUGAAGGUUUACAAGAUGUUCUCAAGUCCAACCUGGGUCCUCUUGGAACCAUUAAGAUGCUUGUCGAUGGCUCUGGACAGAUCAAAUUGACGAAGGAUGGAAACGUCCUAUUGCGAGAGAUGCAAAUACAGAACCCUACCGCCGUCAUGAUCGCACGAGCUGCCACAGCACAGGAUGAUAUCUGCGGAGAUGGCACAACAUCAGUCGUCUUGCUAGUAGGAGAACUUCUAAAGCAGGCCGAUAGGUACAUCUCAGAGGGGCUGCACCCUCGUAUCAUAACGGAAGGAUUCGAGAUUGCGAAGGUCGAAUCUUUAAAGUUCUUGGACUCCUUCAAAUUACCGAAAGAGGUAGACAGGGAACUCCUCUUGUCCGUCGCCCGAACGUCGCUAUCUACUAAGCUCAACUCGACCCUUGCCCAGAAGUUGACCCCCGAUAUCGUCGACGCCGUCCUAGCUAUCUACCAAGCUCCCGCGAAACCUGACCUACACAUGGUGGAGAUCAUGAAGAUGCAGCACCGCACCGCCUCAGAUACCCAACUUAUCCGCGGUUUGGCCCUAGACCACGGCGCCCGACACCCGGAUAUGCCCAAGAGACUAGAAAAUGCCUUCAUUCUGACUAUGAACGUUAGUCUGGAGUACGAGAAGUCCGAAAUUAACUCGAGCUUCUUCUACUCUAGCGCCGAUCAACGCGAGAAGCUAGUGGAGAGCGAGCGCCGCUUCGUCGAUGCUAAACUGAAGAAGAUUGUGGAUCUCAAGAAGGAAGUUUGCGGGAACGACCCCAAGAAGAGCUUUGUUGUUGUCAACCAAAAGGGUAUCGACCCGCUUUCCCUCGAUGUGUUGGCCAAGAACGGUAUCUUUGCUCUGCGAAGAGCGAAGAGGAGAAACAUGGAGAGACUACAGCUCAUCUGUGGUGGUACCGCGCAAAACAGUGUGGAGGACCUAUCUCCAGAUGUACUUGGUUGGGCUGGUUUGGUGUAUGAGCAACAAUUGGGUGAGGAGAAGUACACCUUCAUCGAGGAUGUAAAGGAUCCCAAAUCCGUCACUCUGAUGAUCAAGGGCCCGAAUGCCCACACGAUUACCCAGAUCACGGACGCCGUUCGAGAUGGUCUACGAAGUGUGUACAACAUGAUUGUAGACAAGAGCGUCGUUCCUGGAGGUGGUGCUUACCAAGUUGCUUGUGCGGCCCAUCUUAAGAGCGAUGCUUUCAAGAAGACAGUCAAGGGCAAGGCUAAGUGGGGCGUCGACGCAUUCGCCGAUGCGCUUUUGAUUAUCCCCAAGACUCUGGCCGCGAAUGCUGGCCAUGAUAUCCAGGACGCACUUGCUUCGCUACAAGAUGAACAGGCAGAGGGCAAUGUUGUAGGCCUGGACCUGAUCUCUGGCCAACCCAUGGACCCUACGUUGGAGGGUGUGUAUGACUCAUUCCGAGUGCUAAGGAACUGUGUUGCAUCUUCGUCGAGUAUUGCCUCGAAUCUCUUGCUCUGCGAUGAGAUGCUUAAGGCGCGCCAAAUGGGACGACAAGGUGGCCCGGGACCCGGCAUGGACGGUCCUGAAGAGUAAAGAAAAAGGAGUGAAUGUGAACACGGCUAGCUGAUACCACUGUACGUUAGACGCAUACAAGAGCGUUGUUAAUAGACGUGGAUGGAAUGAUCCGUGAAUCAAUCAGUCCACGGGAUCGUUUUUGAGUCAUUGCUUACGUAACGUGAUUGAUAUUGUAUGGCUUCAGCUGAUGUAAGCA
Annulohypoxylon truncatum is the source of this 1909-nucleotide messenger RNA. RefSeq names its product chaperonin Cpn60/TCP-1 family. The transcript is spliced from 6 exons. Gene Ontology annotation, molecular function: ATP hydrolysis activity; ATP-dependent protein folding chaperone; ATP binding. Gene Ontology annotation, cellular component: chaperonin-containing T-complex. Bases 97 to 1731 code for a protein of 544 amino acids. The record is from RefSeq and is a predicted model, not a curated record. Lineage: Eukaryota; Fungi; Ascomycota; Sordariomycetes; Xylariales; Hypoxylaceae. Gene Ontology annotation, biological process: protein folding.